AUGCGUGUUGGAGUGCAUACAGGCAAAGUGAUUUGUGGUCUGGUAGGGACACGUCGGUUUAAAUUCGAUGUUUGGUCCAAUGAUGUCACCUUAGCGAACAAGAUGGAGUCUUCAGGAGAGGCGGGCAAAGUGCACAUCUCGGAGGCCACCUAUGAAUUUGUCAAGGACAUCUAUGAGGUCUCUGACGGUGAACCAGUCCCCGGUAAGAUAAAUUUUUCCUUUAAACUGAUUUUUUUGUGA
This is a messenger RNA of Dibothriocephalus latus, 240 nucleotides long. Lineage: Eukaryota; Metazoa; Platyhelminthes; Cestoda; Diphyllobothriidea; Diphyllobothriidae. The record is from the annotation of a GenBank genome assembly.